Molecule: messenger RNA, 2838 nt
Organism: Lemur catta (Ring-tailed lemur)
Lineage: Eukaryota; Metazoa; Chordata; Mammalia; Primates; Lemuridae
Gene: ZNF786
Product: zinc finger protein 786
Exons: 4
Coding region: 99-2429 (776 amino acids)
Biological process (GO): regulation of transcription by RNA polymerase II
Molecular function (GO): RNA polymerase II cis-regulatory region sequence-specific DNA binding; DNA-binding transcription factor activity
Source: RefSeq, a predicted model, not a curated record
GCCGGGCGUAGAGGGGUGCCGUGCGCGGCCGGGCUGGUUCCUGCGGAGUCGCCAGGGACUGUUGGCGUCGUCGGGCCCGGGGGUUGCCGCGGGAGGCGAUGGCCGAGCCGGCUCCGUUACCUCUGACUUUUGAGGAUGUUGCCAUUUAUUUCUCGGAGCAAGAAUGGCAGAACCUAGAGGCAUGGCAGAAGGAGCUUUACAAGCAUGUCAUGAGAACCAAUUAUGAGACGCUCAUCUCUCUAGAUGAUGGACUCCCCAAACCAGAACUAAUAUCCUGGAUUGAACAGGGGGCAGAGCCCUUCAGGGACUGGAGAGAAUCACAGAAAUCAGGAAACAUAAUUUGCUCCUCUGCUGAGUUGCAUUUUGAUCCAGUAAUUGAGGGACAGCUGUUUUGGGGAAGCCAGCAAGCUGUGAAUUCAGGGGAAACCAAAUGCCAUUUCCAAGUAGAUCCUCUUCAGAGCCAGUAUCCCUUUGGCCCCUCUUUUGGAGAAAGGGAAGAGGUUUCCUUCAAGCCUGCCCAGGACAUCACCGUCCUGAGCCCACAGAGACACGAAGUUCAGGCUCUAACGCCAGUAGUCCACAGCUGCAGCGAAUCUACCCAAAGAGGAAUCCCAAGUCCCAGAAAUCUGGAUCUCCCUGGUUUGCAGGAAGUCCCCUUCUGGAAGAGCGCCCAGCACCCCUGCCCUGUCUGCGGGGAAAGCUUUUGGAAGAAGAACCACUUAGUAAAUCAUCAGAGGAGCCACUCGAAGGACCUGUCUCGAGCCUGGAAGAAAUUCAGCAGGCAAGCUGACGUGCAGCCGCAGCGGAGUGCCCCUCCGGCACACAGGCACUUCCCAUGUCACCAGUGUGGGAAGAGCUUCCGCCUGAAGCAGUGUUUGCUGAGACAUCUGGCUGCCCACCCAGGGAAGGGCCCAUUCCAGUGCCCUGAGUGUAAAAUGUACUUCCGGCAGGAGCGGACCCUUCUCAGCCACCACCUCGCGCAUACGGGGGAGAAGCCUUCCCAGUCCCCGGAAUACGACCAGAGCUUUCCCCCGGUGGACGGCACGCAGGCUCACCGGCGCCGGAGGGGCGGGGAGAGGCCAGCCUCCUGGAGAGAAGCCAGUGCACACUCAGGACAGAAGCCAGGCCCGUGCCUGGAGCGUGACACGCAGGCUCAGCCGCUCGGCCGUGGCGCGGAGAGGCCCUGCUCGUGCACGGAGUGUAGCAGGUGCUUCCCUCCGCGGUCCCUGCUCGCCAGCCACUUCAGGGCACGCUUGGGAGAAAAGCCCUUCCAGUGCCCAGAGUGCGACAAGCACUCCCGCAUGGGCGGCCUGCUGAAGGUCCACCAGCGCGUGCACAGUGGAGAGAAACCCUUUUCUUGCGGGAAGUGUGGCCAGGGCUUCACCAAACAGUGUAGACUCACAGAGCACAUCCGGGUCCACAGUGGGGAGAAGCCUUUCCGGUGUGCGGAGUGUGGCAGGAACUUCCGUCAAAGGGGACAAUUGCUGAGGCACCGGCGGCUGCACACGGACGAGAAGCCCUUCCAGUGUCCGGAGUGUGAGCUGAGCUUCCGCCUGAAGAGCAUGCUCGCGGCCCACCGGCUGCGGCACGGCGCCGAGAGGCCGUUCUCGUGCGGCGAGUGUGGCAGGGGCUUCAGCCACCAGUGUAAGCUCCGGGAGCACCUGAGAGUGCACAGCGGGGAGAGGCCCUUCCGGUGCCCGGAGUGUGACAAGAGCUUCCGCCUGAAGGGCAUCCUGAAGGCCCACCAGCGCACCCACAGCAAGGAGAGGCCGUUCUCGUGCGGCGAGUGCGGCAAGGGCUUCACGCGACAGUCCAAGCUCACGGAGCACUUCCGCGUGCACAGUGGGGAGAGGCCCUUCCAGUGCCUGGAGUGCAGCAGGAGUUUCCGCCUCAAGGGGCAGCUGCUGAGCCACCAGCGCCUGCACACAGGGGAGAGGCCCUUCCAGUGCCCGGAGUGCGGCAAGAGCUACCGCGUGAAGGCCGACAUGAAGGCCCACCAGCUGCUGCACGGCGGGGAGAUGCCAUUCUCUUGCGAGUGUGGCAAGGGCUUUGCCAAACAGUCUAAACUUGUCGAACACAUCAGGACACACACGGGAGAGAAGCCUUUUCAGUGUCUGAAAUGUGACAAGAGUUUCCGCUUGAAGGCACAGCUGCUCAGCCACCAAGGCCUGCACACAGGAGAGAGGCCUUUCCACUGCCCCGAGUGCGAUAAAAACUUCCGCGAAAGGGGACACAUGCUUAGGCACCAGCGCAUACACAGGCCCGAGAGGCCCUUUGCCUGUGGCGACUGUGGGAAAGGCUUCAUUUAUAAGUCUAAACUUGCUGAGCACAUCAGAGUACACACAAAGUCCUGUCGUGCUCCAAAUGAGCCUGACGUUAAGAAAAGGCUUAGCCAACUGUUUGCAAUGAUAGAGGCUGACUGGAGUUGAGGCAGACCGGGAUAGCCAAAGCACUGAGCAGAACUGAUGUUGCCCUGGAAUUCACAGCUGACAGUAGCCAAACCUAAUAAACAGAUUUUAGGAGCAGGGGUCCUUCUUAGAGCAAGAAUGUAAUACAAGUUAGGAAUAUUAAGAAACCACAAAGGAUUUUCUGUGCUGAAAAAUCACCAGUUAUAUUUCUUGUCUAUUGAUACAAAGAGAAAUUUCUACCAUCUUAGGUGAUCGUUUUUGCCCAAAUGUUAAGCCAUCUUUAAAAUCCCAGCUUGAAUUAAGACAGAAGAAAUCCCUCCAGUAUCAUUCUCAAAGCUGAAAGGAUGCGGUUCAAUUCUACUUUUUGUUUUUUUCCAGAGUAUGAUCCUAAACUGUGGAUUAAAUCAAAUAAAUCUUGUUGCAGGCCUGA